UUUUUAGGUAAACUUACCUGAUGAGGAACAGGGACAGGGCUUGUAGUUGCCAGCGUAUCUCAGUGUAGUGCGAUGCGACGGCGCCUCCGACCGACAGACGAAUAGACAGACACAGUGACAAGACUUGAUUGACGUGCCAGGGCUUGGAAGCUGUGGCUCAGCCUCACUAGGUACUGGUACUGGUACUGCCUCUGGUUCGCGGUGCGUGGGUUAUAUGCAGCUUGCCAGCCAACGAAAAUCUCUGUCAAUUACCAAUGCUCUUUUCGAGAAAACGCUCUCUGCUCCGUGCGUCGUCGUAUUGUCUUGUCGACGAUCCGGAGCUGUCACGAGGAGGAAACCUUUUUGGAUGAUGGACUGGCCAUUCGACGACCCGUACACGUUAUUCGCUCCAGGUACUCAGGCGAUUGCAAAUGGAGCGUCGAAUAAGUGUAUGUGUACACUGUCGAGACCAUGUGGAUAUGCGGCGAAAAACAGUCGGUGCUGCUACAAUGUUUGUGUCGUGCUCGAGAGGGCGCCAGCGACAGGUAUAAAGGGCUGGAAGCUAGCAGACGGAGCGACAGUGAUGAUGACUGGAGCGGCACCAUCUCCCGCCAUGACUCUGCUCGAGGAUAGUUGGAACAAGCGUAACACGACAGGAAGACGCAUGGUUGGCGGUUCAAGGACAGAGUAGGAUGCAAGAAAACGGCGAGUGGGGAUGUUGUGGUGUCCAGUGAAUGCAGAGAAAUGAAGCUACAAGCUGUGAUUGGCUGGAGAAGCGGGGGCCAAGUUUAGCCGUGUUUAUGCCGCUAAUUCCAGUCCCGCAA
Molecule: messenger RNA, 803 nt
Organism: Pseudovirgaria hyperparasitica
Lineage: Eukaryota; Fungi; Ascomycota; Dothideomycetes; Acrospermales; Acrospermaceae
Exons: 1
Coding region: 215-670 (151 amino acids)
Source: RefSeq, a predicted model, not a curated record